Molecule: messenger RNA, 5122 nt
Organism: Anopheles coluzzii
Lineage: Eukaryota; Metazoa; Arthropoda; Insecta; Diptera; Culicidae
Gene: koi
Product: klaroid protein
Exons: 6
Coding region: 322-3831 (1169 amino acids)
Biological process (GO): nuclear envelope organization
Cellular component (GO): nuclear envelope; meiotic nuclear membrane microtubule tethering complex
Molecular function (GO): protein-membrane adaptor activity
Source: RefSeq, a predicted model, not a curated record
CUGCAACCCUUGAUGGUGAUGGGCUCUCGCUCUAUCUCCUUCUCCGUCGACACGACCGCUCCGAGAACGUACCGAUCCCAUCCGCAGCGGCGCGACAGUUCUGUUCGGUCACUGUGUGCGUCCUGUUCGGGUAGCAGAAAGAUGGACUAAUUUCUCCCGUAAAAAUACUUCCCCCGGCGGUAGAAAUAGUGAAAAAGUGUUGCCUAAACACUGCUGCAGAUGAAAUUGAAGGUCAGGUAGAGUUGGAGCAAGAAACAGAAACCUUCCCAAAACCUCUCCCGGAGAAUAGUUGUGAAAUAGAAGAACAGCCAGUGCGCGAUCAUGUCUCAACCACAGAACAUUGGCGAUGUAAUAGAGACGCGGCGGCGGUCGCGCUCGAAAACUCCCGGCACGAUGAACCUGCGCGUCAGCUCCGACCGUGAGUUGAACGGUUCGGAAACGUCACCUGGGCGAAAGGUACGCAAAGCGCCCACAGUCGGUAUGAUCGAGGAGGAGGCAGCACCAUCACCCGUUGUCGCCGCCAGUCAAGGACGCUCCACGCCGGUGCGUAAAACGCGCGUCGUCACAUCCGACUACUCCUCCGAGGAUGUAUCGCCGGACCGAGCCCGCCAGGCGGCUACGGCGGUGGCCGCCAAUGCACAGCUCGCCAAAUCGAUGGGCCAGCUGACGCAAUCGUCCGUCACUACUACCACCACCACAAUGACCAGUACGGAACAGACCACGGUCGUGCUGGACGGUGGUAAGGAGAAGGUAACCAAGACGCAGACAGUCACACAGACAAGCAGCGGAAGUGCCGGCAAGGAAGCCCUUUCGACUUCACCGCCAAAGAAAGAACCCGCCAGUGCUCAGAAGUCUCAGAUGAGCACAACAACAACCACCACCAGCACCAGCAGCAGCAGUAACAGUGCGGCCAGUACCACUACCCGAAGCGGUAAACUGGUCGGUGCCGCCGCGACGGCGGCCGCCGUUAUCCGCACCAGCACGCCCAAGAAUGCCGCCCAAAAGAUGGCCCCGGCGAAGGUGAUCCUGACGCCGGAGGAGCUGCAGCAGCACGCCGCUUACAAAGAGUACCUGGAGGCGGGCGAGUACUGGAACAAGUACCCGAAGACGGACUACACGUACUCGGAGCUGUCGCCGCAUCGGCGCGAGGUAGCGCCCGGGCUCGUGGCCAUGCCGAACAUGUCGCGCCCCAGCCUGAACAAGCACGCCGAGCGGGUGCAAACGAUGAUCCAGCGCAAUCCCGAGCAGGAAGCGUUCAUACGCGAGCGGUACACCUCGGCCCGCUCCAGGCUGGUGCGGUCGAACCCGUACGACUCGCACGACGAGACGGAUGAGUUGAUGCAGAGCAGCAAGAGCAUCGGCGUCCAUCGGCAGCAGCGGGUAACGAUCGAGCAGCGCUCGAUCGUGAGCCGGUUCUUCCUGUCGAUCGUAACGUUCUUCUUCACGUGCGUCGAUUCCGUGCGCAACGUGUUCCGCCGGCAGGACGAGCAGCAGAUGUACUACACGAGGAUCGAGGACGAGCGAGGCUUCUUCAGUCGUGUGUACGGUUUUGUGACGUCAUUCUUCGUUAACGUAUUUAAACGCAUCUAUUUGCUGAUCUCUUCCGUGCUGUUUCUGGACGCCUGGUUGCUGCAGACGUCGGCCGCUAACGCGGAACAGCAGAAAAUUGGCCAAAAGAAGCGUCGGUUCUUGCUUUUCCUGUUGGUUCUGUUACCGUUUUUGCUGAUUGGAGCCUACCUAUUAGCGGAUGAGGAUCAAACGAUCGUUUUGCCCGCAUCGUCACGCGCCACGCUCGCACUCUCCUCACUGUCCCACAUUCUGCCAUCAAACAUGAAACACUCGGAGCUGGAUAUGGAAUCGCUUUACCGAUACGUCAACGAAAGGAAUGCCAACUUCCGCGAAAAGAUUCUAUCAGCGUCAUCCUUUUUAUCAGCAUUAUCCCUACCCUUCGGUUGGCUCUCCACAAGCAUCACCUUCUCGUGGCCAUGGUCGUGGACGGGAGGCAGAAGCGAUAGCACCUCCCGUGAAACAAUCCGCAACACCCUUCAGCGUACGCUUAGCAAGGAGGAGUUCGAAGAACUGAUGCGCCAUAUCGAUGCGUACAUUGAUGGCAUGAUGGAACAAAAGUUUGCCUCCAAGGUGGAUGAAUCGGAGCGGCUGCGGAAGGCGGCUGAACCGCCCCAAAGGGAAGCAAUUACUCCAGAAAUAACCGUACAUGUAGCGCAGGUUAUUGAGGAAAGCUUAAAAUCGUACAACUAUCAUUUAACGGACAGUGAUGUUGAUGCGGUGGUGGAAAGGGUACGACAAACGCUGCAAGCGUCCUACCCUCAGCUGUUUGAAGAGGCGUCAAAGAAAGCAGAUUCAAAUGAUACCCCGGAAGGUGGUAAAGUUGUGCUGUCGAGCGAAUACCUUACCGAAAUCCAGCGUCUAGUCGAGCAGCACAUGACGACGGUGCACAACCAUCACUACGCCAUCAGUGGAUCGCAACUGGAAGAUAUUUUAGCGCGUAUACUCUCCUCCGACAAGCUGAGCGCACUAAUCGACCAGCGUAUCGUAGCCAGCAGUGUGGCAGAGGCGCAAGAUCGUGCCGCUGUCGAUCAGCGUCAUCGCGAAGCCCUGGUGGACGAUUUGCGCAAAGAGCUGAACGAUAUUAAGGCCCACUUUAGCGAGCAGCUGCUGAGCAGCAGCGCGCAGUGGGAAGAACACCUGCAGCUGGUGAAGCAAAACCACAAACAACUCGAGCAGCAGCUAAAAGCGUACCGAUUGGAGAGCAACGAGCUUUACCAGAAACUGCUGGCCGAUAUUGACAGUCGAUUAAAUGCGCACAGAGAGGAAAGGUACGAAGGUGUGAAUAAGGUGAUACGCGAGAAUAUUAUCACAAUUUUGGGACUGAACGUAAAGCAGGACAUUGCCGACGGAGAUCUGCGUGCGUGGAUAAACGGACUGUUCGUAGCGCGUGAUCAUCUCGAGCAGCGGCUGGAGGAGAUUCAGGCGAAGGUGAAUGUGGACGUUCGGGAGGAAAUCGACCGAUCUGCGGGCCGAUUAAUGCUGGAGAUAGGUGAACAGAUACGGGCCGAGAUGAUGGUUCGAUUGAGGGAAGAAAUGAUGGCACGGGAAGCGGAACUCGCUGCCAGCCAUAGCACUGUUACUACUACUACUACUACCUCAGAGAGUAAAGCGUCUUCCGCUGGUGGACCGGAUGAUCCGGAUCCGGCCAGCUCCUCCACCUCGUCCAAUCUGACCGAGGACGACGUGAAGCGUAUCGUGCGUGAUGCGCUGAUCGUGUACGAUGCGGACAAGACGGGCCGGGUGGACUAUGCGCUCGAAUCGGCCGGCGGACAGGUGCUGUCGACGCGCUGCACAGAAAGCUAUCAGGCCAACUCGGCCGAGUUUCGCAUAUUCGGCAUCAUCCCGAUCCCGUACUCUUCGAACACGCCGCGCACGGUCAUUUCGCCUACGAUGGAACCGGGCCAGUGCUGGGCGUUCCAAGGUUUCCCCGGCUAUCUGGUCAUACAAUUAAAUACCGAGAUAAUCGUGACUGGCUUCACGCUGGAGCACAUUUCCAAACUGCUUGUAUCGAACGGAUCAAUUAGCUCAGCCCCGAAGCACUUCACUGUUUGGGGCCUGAGGGCACUGAACGAUCCCGAACCUGUCCCGCUAGGCAGCUACGAGUACCUGGACCAGAUGGGCAGCAGCGUCCAGUACUUCCCGGUGGAGAAUAAGGACUGGACCGAGCCGUUGCAGAUUGUCGAGCUGCGCAUUGAAUCGAACCAUGGCAACAUACACUACACCUGCCUUUACCGGUUCCGGGUGCACGGUGAUAAGGUGUAACCGGUUGUACGAAAGGAAAGGGAAAGGAAGCUAGAAAUGCAGCUAAUUGUAGGAAUUUGCUAGUUGGGAAGGAAGUGUGUGGGGCAAUACUUUUGCAAUUGUUUUACCAUAUUUAUUUCUCCGUUAGAGGGAGGAUGAACGCUGUUUUUAGUGUGUGUGUCCACGUCCGUGUGUUGAUUUGUACAUAGUUUUGUUUGAUUGUUGCUCUAGUUAGUGAAUAAUUCUUACGUCCUUUUUUACAAUUACAUCCUCUUUAAGCUACACGCUUGGAAGGGGAGAAAUUAUACCAUUGAUUAAAGUUUAGAACACGCCGUUCUCCCGUUUGAGUUUUCUAUCGUGAAGAAUAGCUUUAGUUUAGGUGAAACACGGUUUUUGUUUCUUUUUUUUUCGUGUCGAAUGCGUUAGAAAAAAGGGAAAGCGUUUGUUUAGUUUUUUUUAUGAUAGCGAUAUUGUUUAAUUACACUUUGUAUAAUACCAAAAACUUAAUUCAGCGCCGAUAGCUACACUCAUAUAUUACAAUUUAACACAUUGCUUAUUGCUUCUUGUUCCACUCUAACUGUUCCAUUUCCGUCUUUGUCUUAGAAACGCCAUUUCCACGCCAUUCUUCCUUUCGAAUAGCGAGUGGAAACGAGUUUUACUGACCUUUAACCUUUAACUGUUUUCAACUAAUGAACUUCUAAGUGUUUCUAUUUAGUUUCCAUUAGUUUUUCCCUAACCAAAGGUAUUUUUUCUCAAUCAAUAGUGCUUUGAAAUCGUCUUUUAUUUGUUCUGUUCUCGUUCUUCAUUUCCUACUAAUUUGUGUCCGUCAGCAACUUCAUUACUUAAUUAGGGAUAUCGUUGUAUUCAGUAUAGACUUGUUCAUUUUUUUUUAUUUUUGUUCGUGCGUUGCCUAUUAUUGUACUAAAAACUGUUUAUUGUACUAAUGCCUUUUUUUUGUUUUGAUAUUUAGAGAGUAAGAAAAACGUUAACAGUUAGGCAAGAGUAGAGGAUGGGGAGAAUAUUCAAACUACCAUAGCUUAAGCUCUAGUCUUUAGUAAGAAGAGUGUGUACAUCCAAUUACUAAUGAACCAAAUUGCGAAUUCAAUUUAGAAUAGAACCACCACCACCAGCUGCCUUAUGAUAGAAGCCUUUCUAACCAAUAGAAAGAAGAGAGAGAGAGAGGGUCCAAAUGCUUCAUAGAAAUGAGGGAAACAAACAGUCGUUUCGAAAACAAUUCAUUCCAAAUUAAGAAAAUGGUUCGUUUUGAUCACACUAGAAUGUUCUUUUAAGCCAAUCAUCAUCACAUACGUAC